Molecule: messenger RNA, 4774 nt
Organism: Spirodela intermedia
Lineage: Eukaryota; Viridiplantae; Streptophyta; Magnoliopsida; Alismatales; Araceae
Source: the annotation of a GenBank genome assembly
AUGGGGGACGAGAGAGGCAAGCUCGAUGAGUACGCUGUUAUUAGGGAAGGGGAGGCGGAGAUCCUCAUGCACCGCAGCAACAGCGUCUUCUACAACAAAACUCAGGUUUCGCGUUUUUUCGAUCCAUAGUCCUUUCUUCUUCCGCUGUUGGGAAAGUUCAUUCUUUCAGGUCUUCCUGCUGAUGAAUUGUGUAAAAGUCGGAUCCAGUUGAAGACCCUUUUUUCGUUGCUCGGUGGUUUGGGGCUUUGAUUUUGAACUUUGGACAUUUUCCCACCCCUCACCGUUUAAUUGCGUCCAGUUGAUCCCUGGUUUCCCGAAUUUAGUCCCUAAUCGCCAGAUGUAUACGUCCGAAUUACAGUCGGCAUGGAUCAUCUUUGGACCCAUUUAUGCAAGGAUCGAUGCAUCAGGGAGCCCUUUCGUGCCUUCGUUUCUUUCACUUUUCUUUUUUUUUUCCCGUGCAAUUUGUUUGAACUGUGUAUAGAUUAUCAUCGAUAAGGUAUAUCAGCAUCGUUUUCUGAUUUUAUGUGUGACAUCUCCGUGAUCAUAUUUCUCUAGUUAGCUCGUAUGAUGGGCUUUUAGCCGUGUUAAAUCUCACGAAGACAGUAUUUUUACGACCACUGCUGAUUGGAACUCAGGUCAACAACAGAGAUAUGUCCAUUGCUGUUCUGAGAACAUUUAUUUCUCGACGCAAAGAAGAGCAUGAUGCAUAUUUAACCAAGAAACGGAGGACAAAGUCAAAGGUUCACGGAGAGAAGUCUUCCACCGCAGUAAAAGAAGCAGUUACUACUGAGGAAGAACCCAGUGGAGUGCGUGAGCAAGAUGAACUAGGUACGUCAGAGGAACCAUCUAAUGAGAAUGGUGGGAGUCAUUCAGGGGAGCUGAAACAGCCGGCAGUUCUGGAGGUGCUGCCCCAGUUGACUUUUACCUUAUAGAUUAAUUGUAUUCACAGUAUUUUGCGUUGAAGCAUCUGAAGACUAAUGGGGGGGCUUCUUAUCCUGGAUUCACAGGCAUUGGCUGCUUCUGGUUUAAGAUCUCUGAGGUAUGCCCGUGAAGUUGAAGGGAUUGGUAAGAUAGUGGCCCUCGAUAUUGAUAAAGGUACUCUUUCUAUUAAACCCUGUGAAAGUAUGCUUUAUAUAUUUCUUUUUUUAUUUUAUUUUAUGAUGAAGGCUGUUGAUGAUCUUUUUGUUUUGUUUAAACAGCUUCUAUUGAAGCAUGCAGGAAGAAUAUACAGUUUAACGGAUCCUUGGCGACUUCAAAAGUUGAAGCCCAUCAGGCCGAUGCUCGUGUUUAUAUGCUCACACAGCCAAAGGAAUAUGAUGUGGUAACUAUCCUCUACUGCAUGAUUUUAUUCAUUUGCUAAGAUAUUAUAAGUGAUCCACCCUGCAGUCUGACAUUGAGAAAUACCAUCAAAACACCGAGGUUGACUGUUCAUUUGGAAUGCAAAGUGAGGAUUGGAGGCUAAAGAUGCUGACCCGGAAGACUAUGACAAUUGUGUUGCUACAUUUACUUCUGCUUUUUAUUGUUUGCAUGAUGUUGAGGGAUUUAGGCCACUCUUUAUUCAAAAAGAAAUUGUUAAGUUUUGCAAAUAUUGUAAUUUUGUGAACUCAGAGUAAGCUCCUAAUUCUGUGUAUGAUUUUAUUUCAACCGUCCGUUCCUAAGCUGGAUACUUGUAAUGCUCGUUUAAAUCUCUUAACAACAUGCGUUGUUAAAUGAUUGCUCUAAUCAUCUCUGGUUUAAUUAAUUUCUGUUUAACCCAGCCACGAAUCUGUUUUUUGGUUUCAUCAGCUUAUUCUGGUAUGUGCUAAACGCUUAAAAUUUAUGUCAUCUGAUCUCCGUUUGGCAUUUUAUCAGGUUGAUCUCGAUCCUUAUGGAUCGCCAUCUGUAUUCUUGGACUCGGCGGUUCAGUGUGUUGCAGAUGGCGGCCUACUGAUGUGCACUGCUACUGAUCUGGCUGUUCUUUGUGGUGGAAAUGGGGAGGUGUGCUAUGCCAAGUGAGAAAUAGAGACAUCCUUUUAAGGGCAAACCAUUUCAUUUCAUGACUUCUUCUUGCCAUCAUUUUAUUUCACUAACUCAUAUCUCAAUCCUGUACCAGGUAUGGUUCUUACCCAUUGAAGGGAAAGUACUGCCAUGAAAUGGCUCUAAGAAUCCUCCUCGCCUGCAUUGAGGUGUGCCCACUAGAGAUUUCAUCACUAAUGUCUCAUACCCUUUCUCUAAACUUCCAUCUUACAAUGGUUGUCUCGGCAGAGCCAUGCUAAUCGCUACAAACGGUACAUCGUCCCGAUCGUUUCUGUGCAAAUGGAUUUCUACAUACGUGUUUUCGUCCGCAUAUACACGUAAGUGUCUUUAUUCCUUUCUUUCUUUCUCUCUUUAUUCCAUGGGAUCUCUUACUUGUUGUGGUGCUAUCUAUAUCUUUGACCUCCUUGAACACCAUUGAUAUGCAACACUCUCAUUGUUGGAUCGUCAAGAUCAUGGCACUUGUUCAUAUGCCAGAAGUUGGAAAGUGCCAUAUUAAGAAAAAUCUUGACUGAUGCAUCAAAUACCUGAUAAUUAUGCCAUGUAAUAUUGUUCCCCCCAAUACCUGAUAGUGAAUAUUGCACUGAUUGGUACAUUUGUGAGUGUUAGGAGCUAUUGAGCCAUCUUUCUAUAAUCUCAGAUUUAUUUCUAUAACAAUCAAGACAUGACUAAUUCGCUAACAAGACCUUGCGAUUUUUCUCCCAUUAACUGGGAACGAUUGGUGGAUCUAUUUGCAGCUCCGCAAGCGCUAUAAAGAACACCCCUCUAAAGCUCUCAUAUAUCUACCAGUGCAUCGGAUGUGACUCAUUCCAUCUGCAACCUCUUGGGAGGAUCGCCACCAAGGUAAGUUUCUAGUAAUUCUAUGAACCCCUGCUUUGGGUGUUAGAUUUUCCCGCAUAGUUCUGAAACAGUAUUUCAUAUUUUCUCAAGAACAACAGUGUGAGAUAUGCCCCUGGCUUCGGUCCCUCAGUUCCCCAAGAGUGCACAGAUUGUGGGAAGAAAUUCAACAUGGGCGGACCGAUCUGGUCUGCCCCCAUUCACGACCUCGAGUGGGUCUCCUCCAUCUUAACCAGUGUUAGAACAAUGAAGGAGCGGUACCCUGCAUAUGAGAAGAUCUCUGCUGUCUUGACGACAAUCUCGGAGGUAGUAUCAGUUUCAUCUUACUCUCUUAUAUAUAAUGUUUAGUUUUGUGUCAUUAUAAUAUUAAAUUAAAGAAAAAAGUCUGCUUUUCAACGCAUGAAGAGUUCCCCUUUUGGGCAAAGAGCUUGUCAGAGAGUGCAUUUAUGUUUUAUUAAAUAUUCUCGUUAAGAAAAUAUUUAUCACUCUGGAUGCAGGAGCUGCCUGAUGUUCCUCUCUUUGUGAGCCUCCACAACUUGUGUGCGACGCUCAAGUGCACAUCCCCAUCUGCAGUUAUUUUCCGCUCUGCAGUGAUCAACGCUGGUUACCGGAUUUCGGGCAGCCAUGUGAACCCUCUGGGGCUCAAAUCGGAUGCUCCAAUGGACGUGAUUUGGGACAUCAUGCGCACCUGGGUGAUCCCUCCUCUCCUCCCUCCCUCCCCCUCUAUCAUCAUCACUCAUUGCUGAGGAUUGCGGAAAAAGACUAGAAUGAUUAGAAUCCGUAUUUAUUUAUUUAUUUGUCAUAAUUGGCGAAGAUGAAAUCAUUUUGUGCCGCUUAUCUUGAUCAAUUUUUAUUGUAUCUUUAUGAUAUAUUAUCAUCAGUCAGUGCUGAGGUUCAUGAAAAUUCUAGAAUUAUUAGAAUCCGCAUUUAUUUAUUUUUUGUCAUAAAUAAAUGGCGAAGAAGAAAUCAUUUUUGACUGAAAUAUGUUCGUUCACUUAUGCUGCUUAUUUUGAUCAAUUUUUAUUAUAUCUUUAUGAUAUAUAUACUGUUUGCUCCCCAGGAAAUUUAAUUUCGCCUUCUUUAUGAUUGAGUAUGCUUUCCGAUUAGAAACCAUAAUCAAUUAUUGUCUCAUGAUUAGAAAGAUGGGGAAAAUAAUCUAGACAUUUUUAUUAUAAUAUGCCACUUAUCUUAAUUUGCUUUCAUUGCAUCAUAUUUUAUUUCACCUAUUCUUGCCUAAUCAUUCUGUUUAAACAGGUGAAGACCCACCCAGUCAAAGCGCAGCCGGCUGAUCAGUCUGGAACUGUGAUCCUCUCCAAAGAACCGAAAUUGCAGGUUUGCAUUCACCGCCCCUUGUGCUCAUCCUGUCUCGUGCUCUUCCAGCCUUAGAUUUUAAUGAAGAGCCCAUACCAGAAAUCUGCCGGGACUGAGCAAGAACAUCACUUUUUUGCGUGAUAUCUUCAAAACUGGUGGGGGGUUUCUCCCCCUCCCCUCCCACACAUAGACACAGACACAGACACACAGACACACAGACACACAGACACACAGACACACAGACACACAGACACAGACACACAGACACACAGACACAUACAUAUCAUAGUCCUCUCGGCGGCGCCGCCAGUAUCUUCACCAUUUCUGUUAUGGGCAGGUUAACUUCGCCCGGGCAGUGGCAUCACUCAGCAAGGCCCAGGCUAAGAAGGUGGCUCGGUUCCUCCCAAACCCAGAGCGUCACUGGGGCCCGAAGGUCCGAGCCGGCCGCCAGAUCACCGCCAAGCACUCCUCCCUCCUGGGCACAGACAAGACCAACAUGGCUCUCGGGCCACAAGGCGGCGGACUGGAGGCGCCGCCCAUCACCGAUGAAGAAGAAGAGGAGCCAGAGCACAAGCGGCAGAAGAUCGGCGAUGAGUUUGCUGUGGCUCCAUGA